Messenger RNA from Paramecium sonneborni, 1009 nucleotides. The record is from the annotation of a GenBank genome assembly. NCBI's taxonomy places the organism in Eukaryota, Ciliophora, Oligohymenophorea, Peniculida, Parameciidae.
AUGAAUUAAACUCGCAAAUAGUAGAGUCUCUAGAAGUUAAAAAUUUCCUUCAUAUCUAAUAAGGAAAAGCAGUUUCACUUGAAACUAUAAGAAAAGAAAUAUUCAAAAGCUCUUAAACCAAUAACAUCAUAGCUGAAACCAUAUUCUCUUAAAAAUUUAGAUUUAGCCACAUCAUCAAAGUAAUCAAAAUUUUACAUAUAUAAAUAGUUCUGAAUCAUUAAUGAACGAAUCUUUUGAAGAUAAUAAGAGUUGCUGUUGUUAGGAUUGUGGAGCAGUUAGUAAGAAGAUUAAAAAUUUGUAGAAGAAGUUUAUAAUCUUCUCAACCAAAAUGUCAGUACUUAGAAAACAAAGAUUAUGCAAGAGAUUCUAAAAUGCUGUUUUCUGUAUAAUUUAUUUAUUGGAAAAGUGGAAAAAAAAUAGAUAAUAAGAUAAAACUAAAAGAUUAUUUAGGUUUAAGACUAAGGUUUUUGAAAACUAACCUUUUAUUUUUGGUUAAUAACAUCAUAGUGUUAAUCAAAUCACAUAUAGUAAUUCUUAAAUUCCUGGUGAAGAAAAAGGAUAUCAAAAUUAAUAAGUUUAAUCUAUUUAAGCUUAAAUUAUAGAUUAGAAACAUAAAUAGAGAUAGUCAGUAAGACUCUAUUUACAAAAGAAACUGAAUAACAAAACCGAAUGUUCAGGCACAUUACCAACAAUAGCAUAUUAAAAAUAUCAUUGUUCACUUUCAAAUUAAUUUCUUUAUUAACCUAUGGGAAUUUUGAAAACUUUAGGGGAUGAAUAAAAAUCCCCAAAAAAAAAAGAGUAUAAUUUACUUAAUUAUAAUUCUUCUAUGAUAAAUUCUCCUUACCUCUCUCAGUUAAGUGGAUCAAAGCCAUAAGAAUAAUGCCUUUCUUAAUUAAAAUCCCCUAGAUCUUUUAUUAAGAGUAUAUCAUCAGAGACUUUCUUUCCUUAUAAAUAAAAGAUAUGCAAAUUUAGAAAAAACCUUGUAAAGAAGAUGAAAAAUAUAGUUUGA